AUGACUUCCAUACACAUGUACGAAAUAAAUGAUAUGUUUGACAAAUCGCAUUUUAAAAUCACACCGUGCGAAAUUCUACCGAUUGUAAGAGAAUUUUUCAAGCAGUCACCAAGCGAACGUAAUAUUAUCACCAAUGUUGAUGAGAUCCGAAGAUAUCUAUCGGAUAUAAAACCAUUUUCACGCUUACGAACAUCAUUACAAAAUCAAAUCUUACAAGAAGCAUGGUAUGAAUGUUAUCCUGAACAGCGUACAAUUAUUCGGCAAGGUGCUCGUCCUGCAUGUUUCUAUAUUAUUUUAUCUGGCACAGCAAUUUUAACAUAUAGAAGAACGGCUGAUCAGCACAUUGAAACAUUAGAUGUUCUACGACGAGGAUGUACAUUUGGAGAUUUCAAAGCCAUCUACAUGGGAGAAGAUCGAAACUGCAGUAAAGAUGAUUUAAAAUUUCUCAAAACCAAAGUACCAUUUCUACGUGGUUUUGCAAUAAAUGCUCUAAAUGAAUUUCCUCAUGCAAUUCAAAAUUGUAAUUAUGGUCAAUCAGAAGUCAUUGCUCAGGAUACUCGUUGUAUGAGACAUAUUUAUAUUGUUAGAAGUGGUUCACUCGACAUAUGGAAACGUUUGGAUCCUGAUGGUUUCGUUCCAAAAUUAACCAAAUAUGAUUAUGAUCAAUUAAAAAAUGAAAAAAUGGUUGAUGAUACAAAUGAUCAUGUUGCUGAAGCGACAGGAGAGAAUAGUGCAUUGUUUUCAGAAGUUCAAAUUAGUGGUGAAGUUGACGAAUCGAAUGGAACAAAUUUCGAAACAGAUGCUCGGUUAAGUUUUUUACGUCGCUCGAAAAUUAGCGACGAAAAAGGACCUUUCGGCGCAGCUGCCAGAUUAGAAAUAAUUGCGAAUUUUGAAAAAAAAUUUCCUGGGAUUGCCGAUAAACGAGAUAAAUUACAAUUGAUCGACUAUGAUGAAUUACCAAUUAAAAAACCAAAUAAUGAAGCGUCAGCCAACAAACCGAAUAAUGAAUUAACAGUCGAUGAAGAAAAUGAUGAGUUCCCAAACACGAACCCGAAAGCAUGUGAAAAAAAUGCAUUAGUGAAACGAAGUCGAUCAUUGAUAAAUACACCAUCGAAAUUAAUAUUUCCUAGAAAAAGAAUUUAUAUACGCAUUAAAACAUUAACUGAGGGUCAACAUUUUGGUUUAAACGACAUGCUUUUUCCAAAUCAAUCAGCUUUAACUUUAGUUAGUAAUAAAUGCGAAUGUCUUCUAUUACUUAAAUCAUCGUUCGUACGGAUCGCAACUGAUCACUAUAAGCAAAAUAUUCGUCGAACUGAAAUUCCGUUUCCAUCGGAUUCAGAUCUCUAUGAGUCAUAUCAUCGAAAUGAAGUUUGGAAGCGCUAUUCGAAAUCAAUCUACAGAGAUACAUGUCAGAAAAUGAGUCUACGUCGACCACAAGCCGUUCGACGUCCAUCGCAUUCGUAUCAAAAUGAAAAAACAAGAACAAACUCUUAUCUACCCGAUAUAGUUUAA
This is a messenger RNA of Rotaria socialis, 1512 nucleotides long. The record is from the annotation of a GenBank genome assembly. Lineage: Eukaryota; Metazoa; Rotifera; Eurotatoria; Philodinida; Philodinidae.